GCCAGGCCGGCCUUGCUCUGCUGGCGGAGGGUCCGCGCGGCGGCCUCCCGGCCCUGCCCGGCAAGGCGAGGCCGCUCCAGCCAAGAGUUCCCAGAAAUGGCCUCAGCCGGGGAACCGCCCGCCGAAGCAGGAGGAGGAAGAGGCGGCCCCGUCCAGCCCCGGCCGCCCCUGUCUCGGGCCCGCCCUCCCCGAACGCGCCGGGCCGUUGGGCGCCUCCGCAGCCGCAGGCGGGCCUCGCGGGCGCCUCACCCGCCUCCCAGCGCCGCCGAGCCGAGCCGAGCCGAGCCAAGCCAAGCGGGCCCUGCGCGGCUUCCCCCCCAGGACCCCCGCCGGGUGGGGCCGCGGAGAGGCCCGGCCCGGCCCGCGCUCAUGCCCCCGCCUGCGCCCGCGGGCGCCGUGGCCAGAGGCGCGAUGGCCACGCACAUGACCGACGCCCACCGCCAGUUCCUGCAGGCCUUGAUGGCUCUGGGCAUCGUGGAAAGCGCCGAAGCCGCCGCGCUGCACCGGCAGUGCUGCGAGCUGCACAAGGUCUAUUAUGCUACUGAUAAACUGGAUGACUUCGUCAAUGUAGCUAACCUUCAGCUGCAACCUUUGUUUCUGGAGAUCAGGAAGGGCGUGGCAGAGGACACUGGCAGAACAUGCUACGCUUUGGUAAAUCUGGCAGAAACGGAAGUCACCAAAAUGGCAAACGACUGUUCUGAAACUGAGUUAGAACUCUUCAAAAAAAUAAUGGAUCUGAUCAUCUUGUCCGAAAACGGCUUUGCGUCUUCCACUGAGAUUCUGAACUCGGCUGACCAGCUGAAACCCAAGAAGAUGAAGAAGGAGGAGGCAGAGCAAGUAUUGCGCCGCUUGGUCCAGAGCAAGUGGCUUUCUGAGAGAGAGGGCGAGUACACGCUGCAUACCCGCUGCAUCCUGGAACUGGAGAACUACAUCCUCGGCCAUUACCCGGACACGGCCCGCAAGUGCCACAUCUGCCACAGCCUCCUUAUCCAGGGUCAAGUGUGCACAGCAUGUGGGAUCGCAAUGCACUUGCCUUGCUUAGCCAAAUACUUCCGACCACAGACGGAGGCUCGUUGCCCGCACUGCAAACAGUUUUGGCCUCACCAGAUCCCAGGCACAGCGAUAGGCUCGCCAGCUGCUCCUCUCUCCUCCAGUACCCCAAAGGAGAACAGGAAAAUCCCUCCUGUGAGACCAAGAUGGCGGUAGAGGGAUGGUUGGCGAGGGUCCGGUCCUUCCAGAGUAGCUGCUUCAACACUGUGCCACAGGGCUUCCGGCAUCAGUUCCUGAUAUUAAAAAGUCUUGCAAUA
Messenger RNA from Eublepharis macularius, 1307 nucleotides. RefSeq names its product NSE1 homolog, SMC5-SMC6 complex component (gene NSMCE1). The coding region runs from base 97 to 1206 and encodes 369 amino acids. The record is from RefSeq and is a predicted model, not a curated record. NCBI's taxonomy places the organism in Eukaryota, Metazoa, Chordata, Lepidosauria, Squamata, Eublepharidae. Gene Ontology annotation, molecular function: ubiquitin-protein transferase activity. The transcript is spliced from 8 exons. Gene Ontology annotation, biological process: double-strand break repair via homologous recombination; DNA damage tolerance. Gene Ontology annotation, cellular component: nucleus; Smc5-Smc6 complex.